AUGGGAAGGCCACGGAACUCGGGUGCAGCAGCUGCUGCAGCGAAGCAUGUAGCAGCAGCAGGCCGUCAGAAAUCGCUGCUGUCCAGCUGCAGCAGCAGAAGGACUAGUUGUUACUCAAGCAGCGAAGAGCGCGUUAGCAGCAAAGGCAGCAGCAAGAGCAGCAGCAGCAACUUGAAUCGGCCGCAGGGUCUUUUUGCAGUUAAGAAGGAGCCGUCGGUGCAGCAGCAGCAGCAGCAGCGGCAGCAGCAGCAGCAGCAGCGGCAGCAGCAGCAGCAGCAAGUGAGGAGACGUGGGCGGCCUGCUGCUGCUUCCUCCUCUGCUGCAGAGCCAGUAGAAGCACUUUCGGCAGCAGCAGCACCAGCAGCAGCAGCCGCAGAAUCCCUGCCGCCUUGGCUGCAGCUGAUGCUGGGCACAUUCAAGCUGUACAUACACCGCAGCAUAUCCCUUGCUGCUGCUCUGCAGCGGCUCUCGGGGGUGCUGCAGCAAGCAGCUGCUGCUGGAGCUCCUGCGAACUGUAGCAGCAGCAGCAGCUGCAGCAGCAGCAGGGAGCCUGAUGCAGCGCAGCUAGCAGAAUGCGUGGCCCGGCUUUGCCUCCGCCUGGCUUUGCUGCUGCCGCGGCUGCCGCAGCGGGAGGCGCAGCGAGUUGCUGCGCUGCCGCUGCAGCUGCUGCUGCGGGCCGACGAGCUUGCUGCUGCUGCUGCUGCUGAAGAUGGGGAGCCAGUGGCUGGCGAAGCAGAUGAGAACAGGAACUCGCAGCAGCAGCAGCAGGUGCUGCUGCAGCAGCAGCAGCUGCAAGAGAAGGAGAUGGGCAGAAGCCCACAGCAAGAGUACCCGCUGCUGCACGGUCUCUGGAGGCGUUUGCUGCCGCUGCUGAUGGCGAAGCAGCGGCCGGUGCGGCUAGGAACCGCCUGCUUGCUGCUGCAGCUGCUGCAGCUGCUGCAGCAGCAAGCUGCGGGGUGUCGAUACACCCCACACUCCCUGCUGCAGCAGCACCUGCAGCAGUGCCUCGCUUUCAUGCAGCAGGGAAGAGACCCGCAGCAGCGGAGGCUGGCGCUGCUGCUGCUUGACAGCUACCAGAAUGACGCAGCAGUGAAAACUGCCUUCAUCCAGGCCCUCACGGACGAGGCCCCAGCUGUGAGGCGCGCUGCAGUGCGGCGGCUGCUGCUGCCGCAGCUGGACCUGCAGCAGCAGCAGCAGCAGCAGCAGCAGCAGCAGCCAGUGGAGGCGCAACAGGAGAAGCAGCAGCCAGAGAAGCGUGAGCAGCACGAAGCGGAGGAACCACAAUUGCAGCAACAAGUGCAGAAGCAGCUAGAACUGCAGCAGCAGCAGCAGCAGCAGCAAACCGAGGAGAAUGAAGCAGCAAUAAAUGAGCUGCUGACGAGGGCCUUUGACGCCGCAGCUGAAGUCCGAGCAGCACUUUACAGAAAGCUCUCAACGGUUGAGGGUUUGCUGACGCCCCAAAAAAGGACUGAGCUGGUGAUGGUGGGUUUAAAUGACAGAACUGCUUCAGUGAGGGAUAGUUGUUUGAAGAUGCUGCGGGCUUGGGUGCAGCAGCGGGACCUGCUGCUGCAGCGCCAGCAGCAGCAGCAGCAGCAGCAGCAGCAGCAGCAGCAGCAGCAGCAGCAGCAGCAGCAGCAGGUCAAGCAAGAGGAGCAGGUGCAGCAGCAGCAGGAGCAGCUCGAAAAGCCGCAGGAGCUUCAAGGGCCGCCAGAGGAGGCGCAGCAGCGAGUGCAGCAGAACGAGCAACACGAGCAGCAGCAGCAGCAGCAGCUUGAGCAGCAGCAAUUUACUGCUGCAUGCGGAGGCCUCGUGGCCUUUAUUGAGGACUUGGGCGAAUGCCUUCCUGCAACAGAGGGGGCCAUCGAGUUGGCAGUCAAGGAGCUCCUCCUCGCUUACCCAAACGAGG
Eimeria tenella is the source of this 1906-nucleotide messenger RNA. RefSeq lists its product as uncharacterized. The transcript has 4 exons. Gene Ontology annotation, biological process: mitotic chromosome condensation. Gene Ontology annotation, cellular component: condensin complex; condensed chromosome. The annotation marks the transcript as partial. Lineage: Eukaryota; Apicomplexa; Conoidasida; Eucoccidiorida; Eimeriidae. The record is from RefSeq and is a predicted model, not a curated record.